Molecule: messenger RNA, 2595 nt
Organism: Branchiostoma belcheri (Belcher's lancelet)
Lineage: Eukaryota; Metazoa; Chordata; Leptocardii; Amphioxiformes; Branchiostomatidae
Product: AP-5 complex subunit zeta-1-like
Exons: 17
Coding region: 121-2463 (780 amino acids)
Cellular component (GO): AP-5 adaptor complex
Source: RefSeq, a predicted model, not a curated record
UCUCUCUGGCCACAGUGCCACAACCAGGAAGUCAGAUUAUCUUCCAGAAAUCUGUGGUGGUUUUUCCUGUGCUGAAUAUUACCUCGUCAUGUGCUGCAGGUGAUUUCAGGUGAAGUCACCAUGGACAGUGUAGGACCCAUAAUUGAACGAGCUCGGGCAAUCAGUCAUGAGGAACUACAAGAGUUCUACCGUGGACUGCAAGAGGCGCUUAAGAGCCAGUCCAUAGCAGACGUUACCCCCAGUCUGAGACAGUUGUGGCUGAGCCUGGCCUGUACCAGGUACAGAGGAGAUGUCCCUCCUGACCUGCUCAUGCCGCUCUGGCAAGCUGUUAAAGAACCUCACCUAGGUCCUGUCAUGAUCCGUAUCCUGUGUGCUGCUAUACUACAGGAGUUAUCCCCGUGCCAGUCUGUCUGCAUGAGAGCAGGAGAGCUGUCAUCAGGACCACUGUCCUCCUCCAGCCUGGCUCUCACACUGCCUGUAGUAGCUGGGGUGGGGCACUAUCAUCCAGACCUGCAGGUGUUGAGAGAACAGCUGCUUACCUGGCUGACAGGUGCAGGGCAGGUGGAUACAGCUGCUAUCACACAUGUUCUUGGCUGUCUGUGGGGAAUGGACAACUCUGAAGUGAUCACCCUGACACAGGAACAGGUGGAUGGAGUAAGUAAACAGCUGUGUACCUGGCUGACAACGACCAGCACAACUCAGCCGCCCAACCCCUUCUCAAAAAACAUCUUCUCCUCACGGCAGCUGGUGGCUGUCACUGAAGUAGAUGAGACACCGUCCCAUGACAUGUUCACAGUCCUGAGUGUGGGACAGUACUACAGCCCGGACCAGUUCCUCAACAUGCAGGUCUUCUCCAUGAUGAGGGGAUGGCUUCACAAGCAUCAGUCCAAAAAUGGAGAGUCAGCAGCCAUGGGACUCCUGGUAGAUAAAAUGUGUGAGUACUGCUUGCGUAUGCUGGACCAGUGUGAGAGGAAGGCUGUAUUACAGCAGGAUGCUGAGCUACAACAGGCCUGUCUGACAGAGGUCAUCCUCCUGCUGGACACCAUGUGCCAACAGAACUCCAGUCUGAUACCCAGAGUCUUCCCCUCCAUCAAACGUGUGUACAACAGGAUACAGAACAACCCCACUUCCAGCAUCAACAUCAUCAACAUCCUACAGUUCCUCCUGCACCACAGCGAUGCAGUCAUGUACGACACCGGGCCAGCACUCCAGCACUUCUUCCUCAAGAUCUUAGACAAGCAGUGCAUAGAUCAGCCCCUGGCUUUUGAAGGAACACUCUUCUGCCUGGAAAACAUGGAAAACCUCUGUAACAAUACAGCAGUCCUCAGGAAGUUCUUCCCCUGUCUUCUGAAAGUGUUUGCGUGGCAGCCGAAGACUUUGUUAGCUGAGUUUGUGGACUUGCUCCCAACCAUGGUGAGUGAGGAGACGGCGAUUGAGGUGUUUCACUGUCUGCUGGACCUGCCAGUCAUAACUGCUGCCAUGGAAACGGUGAUGAGGGUGGAGCAACGUGCAUCCCUGACAGUGACAGAUUUGAGUCCUGAAGCAAUGACACAGACUACACCAGAGCUGGCGUACACAGACCCCCUCCAUCGUCCUCUCUUCAACUUCAUCCUUCGGGCAGAGGGUGGGCUGGGAGAUACCAUUGACAGGCUGAAAGUGCUGCAUGACAUCCUACAGGACUACUCCACCCUCCCUCGUGUUGUGAUAUGUUCCCAGGCUGCUCCAGUCUUACUCAGGGUGUACCUACAGACAGUGGAACAGGAGGCCAGUGUGGAUCUGCUGGCCAGGCUCUUCCCAGUCCUGUUAGAACGGUCUAGCCUGCUCUUCCCCAUCAAAACCUUCCAAACUGAAGUGAAGCGGGUGCUGAGUGAGGCUUUAGUGUGGGCUGUGCAGACAUCCCCAGGGCUGCUGAUAGACAACAGACAGGAGGUGCAGGAACUCAUGUCCAGCCCCAGGAACUUCACUGGGAGGGAAGACGUCUUCUUGCACCUGGCAUGGGCUAUAGGGGAGUACAUGUCAGUGACAUAUGACAGGAGAUGUACUCCAGAUAUCAUCUCACAGUAUUACGAGGUGGUGGAGUGUCUGCUGUAUGAGCUGUCCGUGUCCCAGCUGGGCAGGAUGGAGACACCGCUGCAGCAUCGGGCCAGGCUCACCGCUGUGCUCAUGACGGCCCUCGCUAAGCUAGCGACGCGUUGCCAGGACCUGAUGCCCCGUGUGCUGCUGUGCCUGACAAAGAUCACCCAGCAGCUGCCUGCCUCUGGGUCCCAGGAUCCCGGAGAUGCUGUGUUACUGGCACGGGCACCUGUUCUCAUCAACCUGUGCAGGAUGCCCAAUGUUGCACCCCUGCUGUCGUCCCUUCCAGCAAAGACUGAUGACAACAGUAAACUCCACCAGGACCAGAACAGCUCAUCCUGUCUCCUGCUGCAGCUGACUGAAGCUGUCAUGAACCAGAGUCAACAGUAGUAACAGCAACAUACACUUUCCACAUCAUGCAAAAGCAUCUGAAGACUGACUUGCACAUAAACACCUGUAAAACAACUUUAUUUUCUGUCUGUAAAACUUGAGGAGGCAAAUGAAAUAAAGAAUACGAAUAAG